Messenger RNA from Misgurnus anguillicaudatus (oriental weatherfish), 1472 nucleotides. Its product is annotated as H-2 class II histocompatibility antigen, A-U alpha chain. Gene Ontology annotation, biological process: immune response; antigen processing and presentation. Gene Ontology annotation, cellular component: membrane; MHC class II protein complex. The record is from RefSeq and is a predicted model, not a curated record. NCBI's taxonomy places the organism in Eukaryota, Metazoa, Chordata, Actinopteri, Cypriniformes, Cobitidae.
UCUGAAAGAAAUAGCAGUUUAGUUAGGUUGAUAAAACUAAAUUCAGUUAUGUGGAACAAAUGCCUAUGAAUUCAUAAAAAAAAAUGGUUUAGUUUCCCUAGAGACUAUUAUGUCACAGGAUAACAUCAAAGCCUAUUGGUUGAUUUGAGACUACAAAAGACGUUGGUUGUACGGAAGGGUUUGCAGUUUCUCAUGAAACCUUCUGACACACAGUGUUGUUUGGGAGCCAUACAUGUCCUGACUGCAUGCUGAUAUACUUAAAAAAUGGAGGGAUUUUUUAUAACUACACUCAUUGUUACCUGUGUGGUUUACACUGAGGCCCAAAGCUAUUAUGAAUAUGGGUUGAUUGAAACAUGUGGGGAUGGAGCAGAUCAAAAUGAAUUCCUCAUCACAUUUAAUGCUGAUCUGGUGGGACACGUGGACUUCAAAGAGAAGAAAGAAGUUCUCACGUUACCUGAUUUUGCUGGACCUGUUCAGGUUCCAUGGCUAUAUUUGGAUGCGGAAAAAGCCUCAACUCAAUGCCAAAACAUAGUUAAAGUGUUGAAUGGGUUGUAUGCGAACUCAUCAGAGCAACUUGAUCCUCCCUGGAGUUCAAUUUACUCCAAAAGUGAUGCAGAGUUAAACGUUGAAAACACAUUGAUCUGCCAUGUUACUGGAUUUUUUCCUCCACCCGUUACAAUCACAUGGACCAAAAACAAUUUAAAUGUGACAAAUAGCACAACCCUAAGCCAGUAUCACCCAAACCAAGAUGGGACCAUGAAUGUGUUUUCUAAAUUGAGUUUUAUUCCAGUGGAAGGAGACGUAUACAGCUGCACCGUGGAGCACAAAGCUCUCGAGCAACCUCAAACUAGAAUAUGGGACGUAGAGAUAAAGGAGUCCAGUAAUGGUCCAUUAGUGUUCUGUGGAGUUGGACUGGGUUUUGGACUGAUAGGAUUGGCUGUUGGAAUUUUCUUUAUUAUCAAAGGAAGCAACUGCAACUCAUACUGACAACAACUGGAGCCUUAAAAUGAUCUGUAUGAGUUCUGGGGUUUGGUUCUCAUGUGAAAGUGAAAUACAGAGGUGCUAAUGUUCUGUAUGACUUUAACACAUGUUAAGCCAGGGCACUAUAUUAUAAUACUAUAUGGAUGGCCACUGUUUUGUUAUAUAUAACAGAGAACAUCAGGGUGCAUGGAUGUUUGUUUAAUACUUACUGCUGGAAUCUUCCAGAAGUACAGUCUUCAUAUUAAGACAUGCUAUAUUAUACUGUAGUUCACUAUCACAACAUAUAAAGUGGCACAACAAAUUCAAUAGAGAUAAAGCUCAACUAAGCUCUAUUGUGUUUUUGUAACAAAAACUACUCUUCAUGUAACUUAUUUAUUUAAUACUGUAAAAAGUCUGUAUAAUAGGUUAUGGUUUUGAUAUUGAAGAAUGAAAUCUGACAUACUGUAUGUACUGUUCUUAAGAAUGGCAGUUAAAUAGCAAGACCAAGAUUU